Messenger RNA from Pectinophora gossypiella (pink bollworm), 872 nucleotides. It is a transcript of the gene CPR38, whose product is annotated as larval cuticle protein LCP-22-like. Gene Ontology annotation, cellular component: chitin-based extracellular matrix. Gene Ontology annotation, molecular function: structural constituent of chitin-based larval cuticle. The coding region runs from base 191 to 742 and encodes 183 amino acids. The record is from RefSeq and is a predicted model, not a curated record. The transcript has 4 exons. Lineage: Eukaryota; Metazoa; Arthropoda; Insecta; Lepidoptera; Gelechiidae.
GCACAUAUUGCACGACGCGAAGAGAAUGGAAUAAUACAUAUAAGUAAAUCAUUAGAAAUUGAGCGUUAUUUUUGUACUGUACACAAAGUAAUAUUGUAUUCUAAUAAUUCAUAAUAAAAAAAAUAGUGACACGAUAAUUUACGUCGGAACUCGCAAGACUUUUCAGCUUUUAUAAAAUCUUCUUUAAAAAAUGAUAGCAAGUCUCUUUUCAGUACAAUGGGUUGUAGUCUUAGCUUGCGUUGUGGCUGCGGCCAGCGCCCAAUUCAACCGCGCCAGCGCCUUCUCUAGCUUCGGCAGCUUCCCCAAACCGCAGCAGCCGUUCAGAUCGCAGCCGGUCAGGCCUGCCGUGUACAAGCCCGCCCCGGCCGUGGUCGUGAGCCAGCCCGCCCCAGUACCCGUCACCAGGUACAACGGUGAUGCCCGCUCCACCAACAUCGUCAAGUACGGAAACGAAGUCAACCCUGAUGGCAGCUACUCCUACUUCUACGAGACUGACAACGGUAUCGCUGCGCAAGAGCAAGGCACACCCCGCAACUUCGGCGGCAACCCCCCCGUGAUCCCUGAUGUAGCGCAGGGCUCCUUCUCCUGGACCUCGCCCGAGGGUGUCCCCGUCGCCAUCACCUACGUCGCUGACGAGAACGGUUACCAACCCCAGGGCGCCGCCAUCCCCACCCCUCCCCCCGUGCCCGCACAGAUCGCCCGCGCACUCGAUUACAUCGCUCGCAACGCCCCCAGACAAUAAACUAAGAAACUCCCUUACAAAAAAUCUCACUUAGUAUUAUAUAAGUACUUCAAAUUCCAUGAAAAUACCGAACGAAAAUACUCCAAAAUUGUGAUCUUUUAGGACUACGUAAAUAUGUGAAAAUAUGUAA